AUGGCGACCAACGGAGAAACCGAAAGUACCGCUCCUGAAUGCAGUGAUGGAAGUCAUUCAUUUCUUUUAUCUAGUUAUUUAGAUGAAGUAGAGGAUAAUGUCGAAGCGUUACGACGUAAAGCUCAUGAAGUUUUACAAGAACGAGACAGUCUACUUACAAUCCUUUCCCAGCUCGAAGCUGAAAGUUUAAAAUUAAAUGGAUCGGUUUCAGAAGGUAAGCGUAGGCUGGCGUACCGUUGACGAACUACGGUAGACCGUAGAGGCGUUACUUAAGUGAAGUGCCGUAAGCCUUAGGCCCCUAAAAAUGAAAUAAAUUAAUAGGCCUAAGCAAUGUUUCCUCUAAGGUUUGCUGGUUCGUGUGCAAAAUCAUACAGUUAUGUGCAAAUUUUUACAGCAUCAGAUUUUUUUCUGUGCAAAAUAUUACAUGUACAGCCCACAAUCACAAACACAAACUUACAUGGAAUCCGUCAUGGAAAUUUGCUGCGCGGAUACUCAAAACUGCGGCGUGAGUGAGCCGCGCAGCUUAAAGGGAACAUUGGGCCUAAGCCUAAGGCAAAUCUACACUAACAUGGCAGCCAGCUGUGACCUUCAUUUCAUGACUUCGUUGCCAAUGAGUUCAAUGACCCGUUACUGUUACUGUAACUGUAACGGUUACAGGUCAUGGCAACCAAGGCCAAGGUAGUGGAGUAGUGGCCAUGUAAAUUGUAAAAAAAAAAACAUCUGCCGUUCACUGCUAAAAUUGAGGAGGGGAAAGGGAGAGAAUGUGCUGGUUUAACUAUUUACCGUGUGAAACCAAAAUUUGUCAAAUUUAAUAAAAUAUGGUUAUCUACCACUAACGCAUCGGCCAAGAAAAAAUCCAGUUUUUCCAGUUUGAAGCGCUAUUUAAACAAUCAUUCUUAAGAUCCAAAAGGAUGGAAAUGUUUUUAUGACAUUGCACAUACUGGUAUUCAUUUCAGCACAUAUAUAAUACAAAUAACACAAGACAAUUUUUUAAAAUAGAAAAACUAAAACAAUUUAAUUUUUAAAAAAAAUAGAAAUAGCAGAAUUAGAGAAUUUAAACAAUUUAAUGUGAGAAAAUUAAAUAAUUCAUAGUUCUUCCCCAAGGUGACAAUGAAGUUUUUAAAUACGGUAUAUCAUUUCCACGAAAACGGUUGCGGUAAAUAUCAUGGCUUAUGCCAAACUGUCUUUUCAGUUUGUGCCUAUCCACAUUGUUUGUGUGGAUAUCAGCUUCAUCUGGAUCUACAAAAUUUUGUUGAAGGACCCCCAACGUAGUGUUCAUAGAUUCCAUGUUUGAUCUGGUUUAUGUUUGCAUAAGCCGUCCAUCUGCCCAAUACAUUAUGUGAGCUUGUAAGGAUAUAUCUCUCAAUGCGCUCCUGUAACAUGAUCACUACUCAGUCUGACACUUCAAUAAGAAAACAGAGCCCACUCUCUCUUUCUAUGCCACCGAAAACCCAGUCGCCCUCUCUCCACUAUACUAUUAACGGACAUCAAUAAAAGAAUAAACAGAAAAGUUUUUUUUCAUAAUUGACGCUCAGGUGGUAGAUUACCAAUGUUUAUUAGUCUAUAUUUUAAUUUUACACCUAAGGCUUAUUAACCAACUGUUCUUAAUUUUAAGUUUUAUUAAUGGUCAAUUUCCGCAAUCCGUGCCAUGGCAUAAUGUAUGUGUAGCAUUCUCUCCCUUUUUCUUAUUCUUGUGUUGUUACAAGAGUUAAAAAAAAAAUUAAAACAACCAUUUGAAUGUUUAAUAUUAAAAUUUAAUUGGUUGGUUAGUUAUACUAUUUAAAGUUUCUGGCAUCUUAGGAAAUGGGUAGAGGCUAUUGUAUUAAAUUGACUUUCUGACAACUUUUGGAUUUUUUUUUUUUUGGUGGAACCUGAAGUAAAGUGUGUAAAUAGGUAUUCUAUGAAACUGUAAGUUGGGUUUUAAUUAUUUUACAAGUAUUUUGUACCAGUAUUGUUUUUCUUCAUAUUUACAGUUUUCUCACUACAGUGUGUAACUGUAGCAGCACACGUUUUACUUGAGGGAAUAUAGCAUGUACUGGCUGAAACGCAUCAUAUUGUUAAGAAUACCUAUAUACACUACCGGUACCUGUAAACAUGAAAAAAAAUUUAAGCAAACCAAGUACUUGUUAAUAUUGGUUUGUGAAUUUUUUUUGUAAAGUUCGAGAAUUUUAAAAUGAUUUUAGAGUAAGAACUCUGUGUCACUCAAUUUAAUUCAAUACGGUAAUACAAUAGAAAAUAAGCGCAUAUUAAUGAUCUCAUCACAUCUGACGCAGAUAGACUAAAUAUUUCAAUGUUACUAGGCCUAUAGACUAAUUAUAUGUUUAAUGUCACAGAAUGUUUUAUUCUUCAUGCUAGCAGUAGCAUGUAUUUUCCCUUCCUUAUGCCUUAUGCCUUGAUCAUAUAAACAACAGAUCACAUGCCCUAAUUCAUAAUGGUUUUCACAACAUAAAAUAGAUUUUUUUUUUUGGUUCCUCUAAAAUUUUCGAGUUUCAUAUGCAAACUAUACAAAUAGUAUAAAUCAAUAAUCUCAUAUAAAAAAGUAAAGAUAUAAAGGGUUUAUACUAAUGUUUUCAAGCAGCACAACACAGGUAAACUACACAAAAUGGUAUAAUAUGUAACAUAAUAAUUAUAAGAGUAAAACUGGAAUGGGUUGCCUUAACUCCAUGUUGAUACACCAAAUGUUCCUCUCUUUGAGUAAUGAAUAGUAACUUAUUAAAGUAACUCAUUUAUUUUUCUUUGCCUUUUUAAUUUUAUUAUGGAACCAGCUGACAUCAUCCUUGUCUGUUUUCCAGUCUAAUCAUUCAGAGCUUAAAAAAUUUCAGAUUUUUCGCAGUGUGCAAUUAUUGUCAAAUCACUUCUCUGGCUUUUGGCAGCCACUCAAAUAGUUUUAAUCUUUUUUUUCUUAUUGAGGAGCAUCAUAAUGGUAAUGCAUCGUCUGUGCUGAUAUGACUUGUGACCAUUUUAAAUUACCGGUAUACAACUUUUUAUAGUAUAAUUUAUAGGCUUAUAUAACAAACAUUUUGCAACAGAUCCUCUAGGACUUAAUAGAUGUUACUUAAUGAAUGGACGGCUCCUUAUACAAAUAUUUAUGAAUGAGUUUGCUAAAUUUCAUUUGACUACUUUUGAUGUUAAGUUACACCUGGUAUAUAUAGGAUAUAUGUAACAUGGCUAGAGUGCAAAAAUAUAAACAAAUCUACUGUAAUUUCACUGUUUGAGCGAUGACCUCUUAACGGAGGUUGUGUUAGCUAAGAGUUAUUAUGACUUGAUUUCCUUGACUAUGAUUUCCAAUACCGGUACGGUAAAAAAAAUAAAACCAAUACAAAUCAAGGCACUUUGGAAGACUGGUUAGAUGGGACUUCUCAACCUCAGAGACUAGAUCAUCAACUACACAGCCACCCCCCUAUGUCAAAGGCUACCCAGAACUAGAGUCUAGUGAAUGGUCUGACGAGGACUUAAUGAAAUUUUGGCAACUCAUGUGACACUAUAAAUUAUCAGUGGCAAGACAGUCCCAUACUAUGCUAUACUUAGUUACUUAGAUGAUUAUGCCACCAUUCUGUAAUAAACAGGACAUAUUGCUCUAAUGUUCACCAAACAGUUGAUUUGAAUGUUUAUUGCUGGCUUAGGCUACAAUGCUGAGCAAUAAAUCAAAGUCCUUGAUGUUACUUUAUUGUACAAUAUAAAAACACAAUUAUUUACACCAAUUAUUACUAAUAGUAAUAAUUUAGUAAACUAAACAAUACAAUGCAUGGUCACAAUAUCAAGCUGAAAUAAUCAAUUAAUUUAAGUUAAUUGGACUAUUCAAUCAAAGAUUUAUCUUUCUAUUAAUUAGACAUUUUAAUCAAAUCACAUCUAAUUAGUGGGACAGGUCAAUAAAAUAUACAUCUACCUAUCUCCCUGAUAUCCCAGACAAUACUCUAAUUAAAUAGUAAUUAUGCUUAAAAUUUCUUAAAUUAAUGGCAUUCCUAAGGACAAUCAACAUUACUCUUUGUUAAAUAAUGGCAUUGGUGGAAAAGAAAUUUCCAUUUUUUACUUUCUUUAAAAUUAGAUUGAUGACUAAAAUUAAAUAAUUUUUAAUCUUUUUCAUUUUACUUUCAGGUGAGUGCCAGGAAAUUCUUAUCAAUAUUGAAAGAUUGAAGCAGAGGUGCUUAAAUAUUGAAAUUAAAAUUCACACAGUGCGCACUCCAGAGCAAGAAAGUUCAUAUUCCAAAGUAAACUCUUUGGUGCGGGGCCUUGAACAUUUAUGCCUGGAUGGAGAUCCAAAUGAGGAAUCUUAUCAACAUCAAGCUAAAAAUUAUCUCAAUGCCUGUAUUUCUGAUAACCUUUCGGGUGGAUCAGUGGACUAUAAAUUUCAAGGACUGAUUUUGGGUUGUAAACUGGAGGAUCAAAAGAAUGUCCGCCAGCGACUUGAAUGUUUAGUGAAAGGUCGCUGUCAUGAAAACUAC
Messenger RNA from Lymnaea stagnalis (great pond snail), 4442 nucleotides. The record is from the annotation of a GenBank genome assembly. Lineage: Eukaryota; Metazoa; Mollusca; Gastropoda; Lymnaeidae.